AUGGACGAUGACGACUUCGACUUCUCCGACGCAGACCUCGACGACCUGCCGGCCAACACGCUGCAGCAGCUCGAAACGACCGCAAUCCGCGCGACACAGCAGCAGAACCACCACCACGACAAUGCGGUAGCAGAAGAAGAAGACUCGGCGUAUUAUGGCUUUGACGACGGUGACGAGGACGAAGUCGUGAAUCUGGACGACACAAGAGGGGCAGCCCACUUUCCCAACAAUGAUGCGAACGGUUACCAGGUCACGCAGCGCGACAAUGGCGCCAAUGUGCAAUACGAUGCCGCCAUGGAGGUCGAGGAGGCACCGCCGCAGUCACAGAUUGACGUGGGAAGGCUCCUCGAGCGCAUCAAGAAGCUAGAGCAAGAGAAACGGCGGCUGAACCACAACCUCGAGACGACCUCCGCAGAGGUAAUCAAGAAGACUGGCGAGGCCGACAACCUGCGCCGCCGUACCGAACAUGCGACCCGCCAAACUGAGCAGCGCCUCGCUCAGCAGCAGCAAGAGCACAAAGAGUCGACAGGCAGGAUCACGGCUGAGAGAGAUGCACUGUUGCGGCAGUUGGAGCAGUCCAAGACGAACAGCGCCUUCGAUGAGCACAGUCGUCAAGAGGAGCAGAUGCGCAGGCCGCGACGAGUUGUGCCAGCCCGUCCCAAGCCCACCGCGCCCGUGACAGCGAGCCCGGCAGGCACCCCAAGCAAGAUUCAGAAGAACCUCCCGCUCGGAGAUGGGUUCGACGACGAUGACGUGGUUAUGGCGUCGCCGAGUAAGAGGCGGGACAAGUCUAAGACAGGAACCCCAAAGCAGGCAAGCAAGAGAAAACGGCAGAUCACGAACGACAGCCCUGUGCCGAUACUAGAGCUGAGUGAGCCAAGGACGCAACCGAAAGUGCCAGAACCGCCAUCUUUUAGCGAGGCACAGUUUGACAUAACUCUUCUCCGGAACUUGUGGAAACAUGACCAGCGUUACACGCUGCUCCGUCGGCUCUUAUCGCACCGCUGCUCUAGAGGCGAUGACCGGAUACUGGAGGCACUCACGCAGUACGCGUUUCCUUCUGAUCCGGCGAAGAAACUUUCGUCUGUCGUCUACGACUCCUUUUCGACUUCCGCUCCAACCAGCAGCGCUCGCGAACUCGCCAUUAGCGUUUGUGGUACCUUUGUCAACAUCUGGAAGCAGUGUUUGCGGGAGAAAUACUAUGCGCCGAUAUACUUGCUCCUCGAUGCCCUGCAAUUCGUGCUAGCGUGCGAGCCAGCAAAGACAGCCAUCCCAGUCAUGGAGGAUGUCAUGCCGCUGAUAGUCGAAUCCGUCAAACUCGUCGCCAUACCUGUCUACGAAGCUCGAAACCGGAACGAGAAGAAGUCUGCUUUGCUGUUCUCACCUGAAUACCAGACCACCGUCGAUGAGGUCGAUGUACAAAGCUGUCUCGACCUACUUUACCUCCUAGCGACAUGCUGCAUCUCUUGUCCUUCCUCAGAACCGCUGUCACGUUUCUGGCGCAACAUGCCCCUCGACUUUGUUCUUUUGAUGUUGUUGAAGGAGCAGCCUGUUGGCUCCAUGCUUGUUCUCCUUCGCACUCUCUCCACAUCCGCGCUCCCCACGUCCCUCGGCCCCAUCAUCUCCUCCGACCCCGAAACCCAAAAAGGCGGCGAGUCCAACCUCCUAACACGCCUCACGAACCUCUUUUCCGAACCCAUCGCACCCAUCGCUGACCCAAAAUCCACCUCACACGCGCACGAAGUCCCAGAAUCCCAGAUCUGGCGCGUCCGCCUCAAAAUUUUGGAUGUCUUAACGCAGUUCUCUAUCCCAGAAUACGGCUCCACCAUCCUCAUCAGCCAUGCCCUUUGCAUCGGUCGCCUCAUCAAGUACCUCAACCACGCCGUUUCGGCCCUCUACUCCCGGCCGCUAUCCCCCACUCAGCCGGAAAAAAUCGCCACCAUCAACGCGACGAUGAAGUUGCUGAACCACCUUACGACCAGCAAUCCAGGCUUCAAUAUCAAGAGCAAAUUGAACGAGACUCUCGGCGGCCUGCACGCGUACUACGUUAGCCUGACGAGGCUUGCGUUUUCGGAGGGAUUGGUGCUGGAGGCCGGGAUUGAGCAGGAGGUCAUGGAUAUGGCGCAUGAUAUUCUGGAUGACGGGUUAAGUCCGGAGGAAGGCGAUGCACUGGCUGAGGUGUUUCCUAGUGGGAACACAGUGUGA
This is a messenger RNA of Didymosphaeria variabile, 2205 nucleotides long. RefSeq lists its product as uncharacterized. The record is from RefSeq and is a predicted model, not a curated record. Bases 1 to 2205 code for a protein of 734 amino acids. NCBI's taxonomy places the organism in Eukaryota, Fungi, Ascomycota, Dothideomycetes, Pleosporales, Didymosphaeriaceae. The transcript is spliced from 2 exons.